UUCGCGUCUCGUUCGCAUUCGCCGAGGACAUCUUUUCUUUUUUGUUUUGCUUCCCGAUCAUUCGUUUUCCAGCUUCGGCAGAGCAACCAAGCAAGCCAGUGGCUGCAGUUUCUGAAUCUCUGAUCUUCUGAGAAAUGGCGACCAAAGCGCCGAAUUGCUGUUGAAAAUUAGUGAAUUUAGCGUUUUUACGGAAAAGGUUCGGUACUUACAAUCGACGUGUUGUAACAAGCAAAGGGAAAGGGAUACCGAAGAAGGAAGAUGGAGCGCUACCACCGCCAAACUCCGCUAAAAGUCCUGAAGUCCAUGUGGCUUGCGAUCCGAGAAUCGAACGGACAGGAAAUCGAACACACCCGACUGGUGAAACAGUUGCAGAAGAUUUUCACUUCGGCGGGAGAUCAAAUCGAGUCCUACGUCACGAAUGCCGUUGUGGAUAACCUGAUCCAGGUGGUGGACAAUCCGAAGCGACCGAAACCCAAAUCGGUCUAUCACUACACCUUGCCGGAUAUAACUGAUUUUUCGUUCCCGGAGGAGCAUCCGGAUUUCUACUGCUACGAGUGCCAUCUGGAAGGUAACGUGCAGAAAUGUACGGAUUGUCUCCGGGUGUUUCACCGGGAAUGCGUCAAGACGUUGACCGAGAAGCACGCCAAAUUGGAGGAAUACGUGACCAACUACAAACGGGUGAACAUAUCGGAUUUUGGGCUGGUUGCAUUUUCGGCACCUACGGUUGCUAAUGUCGUGACGCCUCCGGUCGAUGCCAACGAGAAUCACACCGCGCCAUCGGACGAAGUUCCGGCAGCUAAGGUCAAAGAUGAAUUGGACAUCAAACAGGAGGAAGACCAAGAGGAUCGCAAGCCAGGCGCGAUGUCCUCGGAUGAACCUCAGUUUGUCGGAGUUGUGCGACCGGCUGAUCGGCGAUUGGGAGAGCGUCUGAACACUCCGACAAUAAAACCGGAGGACAAUGGGGGCAGCGGAAGCGGAGGGAAUUUCAUUGAUAGCGAGGAAGCUAUCCAGAAAUACUGCUAUCCUUGCCGGCAGAUGCGAGGAAAUCUGUACAACACGGCGCCGAGCAUGAGCAAAGGAGAGCUCAACUAUCUGCUGCAGUUUGUAUUCGAAGAGUACAAAUCAUGGCUUCCACACGACACCUAUUCUCCUACGCGGCUUUUUAACAAUCGUCCUCGAGUAUCGGAAGUGGUGGAAAAUAUGGAUCUAUGUAAGAAGCUUCUGUUGCGUCGUCCCAUCUCGAUGGACACCAUCCAGCAGAAAAUUGAGGAUUCCAAGUACGAGCGGCUGGAGCAGUUUUGUGCGGACAUUUUGGACAUAGCUCAUAACAUCGGAAUCAUUCAUGGAGCGACCUCCCUUGAGUACAACGCUGUGAUGUACUUCGUAACGGACUGCAUCUAUGAUUUAUUUGAGAUUCGUCAGUGUCCGGAUUGCUUCCGGCACUCCAAUGAAAAGGCCGAACCGGAUUGGUUUGCAAGGCCUUGCAAUACGCGCCAUGAGCUUGUGUUCGCCAAGCAUAAGGGCUACCAGUACUGGCCGGCGAAGGUCAUCCGGGUGGUGAACAACAAGUACGAUGUUCGCUUCUUUGGCGAUAAGCACUCCCGUGCCGUUGUUGACACUGCCUUUGUCAAACCCAUCGAUAGUGACUUGGUGCAGUUGAAAAUCAAUCCUAAAAAGCCCGGAUUCCAGAAAUCAAUGGAAGAAUUGCAUAAGCACCUGGCGCUGUCAUCUCUUCCCAAGGAUCACUACGCGUACGGCAACCAGCCAGCGGGACCCAUCGACGUUAUGCUGAGGAAUGCGGGCAUUGGGCCAAUUAUUUUCUCGACUACGCCGGUUCCGGUGCAGGUUUCGAAGAAACGUGGCCGAAAACCGAGAGGACAUCCCAAGAGGAUAGUAGAUUUGAUUGGCGACGAUGCCAGUUCGACAUCCGAAUCGUUAGAUCAAACCUCACAGCAGAGUUCAAGUUACAGCCCUGGAACUCCACAUGGUCGAUCGUUCAAUAAUGGUCAUGGCAGUGUGGAGAAGCGCACCACCAGGCAGACAGAAAAGCGGCCUCUAGAACCCACUGAAAGUAACGAAAACUCCCCAGCUUCAUCCAAGAAUUUGCGCUUUGACCAGGAUGUCCUCCCGUUGGAUGGGUUUAGCUCAUCAACGACGAUGACCCCGGUUCGAAGUAGUGAAAGUGUGUCCCUUGGGUCGGGCACAUCUGAGGAAUCUCUGAAACCACGAAGCCCGCGCAUCAAAGCCCAGUUGAAGCGACAGUAUUCAGAUGACGUGGUGAAGUUGAAGGCGUUGAUGGACAAAAUGGACGAUAUUGAUAAGAUUAAGCAGCUGGCUGCGGAUGCCCUCCAGGAAGAUAUCAAUCGCUGGCAGCAAAAACUACGCAGUCUAGUCAAGGAGUACACUUCGCGUCUUAGUGAAGUGAAGCAGAAGCAAUGGUGUAAAAGCUGCGAACACGAGUCCAUACUGCAUUGCUGUUGGAAUACGUCGUAUUGUUCACGGGAGUGCCAGGAAAAGGAUUGGCCGACGCAUAAGAAGUUGCACAAAUUCACCACCAAGCAUCAGCAUUCGUGAAGGUGCAGCAAUCUGUAAGUUAUCUGCUCCUUUUUUGAAUCGAUCUCUACCAUAAUCGCUGUCGACCCGUACAUUUUUAAUCUGGUAGGUAUUAUUACUGAUAAGGCAGUAUCUUUGUUCCUAUUAUUUGUUUAUGAAUUACUGCAAUACCAUGAAUUAAGCGCAGUAUACACGAUAACAAAGGCACAUAUGAAUUGCAAUGUAUCGUUUUUGUUGAAAGUCAUUUGUUGAAUUUAAUAAACCCCAAUGAAUAAUAA
This is a messenger RNA of Aedes aegypti (yellow fever mosquito), 2831 nucleotides long. RefSeq names its product zinc finger MYND domain-containing protein 11. The transcript is spliced from 9 exons. Lineage: Eukaryota; Metazoa; Arthropoda; Insecta; Diptera; Culicidae. The record is from RefSeq and is a predicted model, not a curated record. Bases 259 to 2574 code for a protein of 771 amino acids. Gene Ontology annotation, biological process: regulation of transcription elongation by RNA polymerase II. Gene Ontology annotation, molecular function: transcription corepressor activity; protein binding.